CAAAUCAAUACUAAUUCAUCAAUCACUUCAGAAACAUCAAAACACACAACAACACAAACCCGAUCUGAUCUCCGACAAUACAUUGAACUCAACACUACUUACAAAUCUCCGACGAUCAGUUCUCAAUCAGUUCCUAACCAUGGCUCAGAAUCAACAACCAAUCUUUCAGACCAAGCCACAAGAUCAUUUUGUGCAGAUUCCCAUCAACAUCGAGCGUGACUCAACCACACUCAUAAACCAAACCGGAAACUCAAACCGGAAACCAAACCACUGGCCAACGAUCCUCCUCUCGACCAUCCUCGUCAUCGUGGGACAAACCGUAGCCAAACUCCUCGAAAACUUCUACUACGACCAAAUCAACCGAAGCGAGUACGACGAAUCCCGUCAAAACGACGGCGUCUGGACUCAAGCCCUCCUCCAAACCGUCGGGUUCCCUCUCCUCCUCCUCCCUUUCAUCAUCAUCGCCGCCAAGAAACAACAUAACAACCAACCUUGCCACCAACUCCACUACAAAUCCCUCACCGUGAUCUACAUCUGCAUCGGAGUCGUCAUGUCGGUCCAAGCGAGGCUCUCCGCCAUGGGAAAGCUCGAGAUCCCGUUCGGCGUCUUCACACUCAUAUACACGACUCAGCUCCUCUUCACUCCUCUCUUCGCGCGUCUCGUCAACAAGAUCAAGUUUAACAGAUGGGUCGUGAUCUCGUCGGCUCUGGCCAUCGCCACCGGAGCUCUCACCUUAUCCUCCGCCUUCGGCGGCGAGCCCGACGAGGCCGAGGAGAAUUACGCGAGAGGCUCGUGGGCCGCUCUGUUCGCCGCCGUCUGCUUCUCCCUCCUCCUCUGUAACAUCCAAAACGUCUUCGACAGCUACAUCUUCAAACGGACCGAGACAACCACCGCAAGAAAGCCGAGCUUCUUCGCUUCGGUUCUUGAAGUCAUCGUCUUCUCCUCCCUAGUCGCCACGAUCAUCUCCGCGGCGGGGCUUCUCAUCGCCGGGGAGCAGGACGAUUUGAAGAGGGAGAUGAACGAGUUCUCGAAGGGGAAAGGCGCGUACGUGAUGGCUAUGGUGGGUCAAGCUGUUUCGUGGCAGGUAUACUGGGUUGGGAUAGUUGGACUUGUGUUCUCUGUCUCGAGCGUGUUGUCGAACGUGAUCAGCGUUGUUACGUGGCCGAUCGUGUCGGUUCUUGUGGUGAUAUUCUUUAACUUCAUGGAUGAUGAGUUUGAUGUGUUCAAAGGUAUCGCUUUGAUCACCGCCGUCUUGAGCGCCGCCGCUUAUUUCUUCAGGCUUCACAAAGAGAAUCGUGACAGUGACGUAAUAGCUAAUUAAUUUAAAUUUUCUUUAGUUUUUUUUUUAAGUUUUAUUGUGUGUAAAUUAAAUCAUUUUUUAAAAAAUUUGUGUUUAUAUGUAACAGUUUAAGUUCUUGUAGGUGUAAACUUACACUAUUUUUUUAUUUGUGUGUUUCUAGUCUCUACAAUGAAAUGUUUGAAAUAUGAAGAUUGUAAACUUUUUGUUUUAUGAGUGUUUGUUGUUCAAAAAGAAGAUUUUGUUUUAUGAAA
Raphanus sativus (radish) is the source of this 1551-nucleotide messenger RNA. Its product is annotated as purine permease 14. The record is from RefSeq and is a predicted model, not a curated record. Gene Ontology annotation, cellular component: membrane. Gene Ontology annotation, molecular function: purine nucleoside transmembrane transporter activity. The coding region runs from base 140 to 1321 and encodes 393 amino acids. The transcript has 2 exons. NCBI's taxonomy places the organism in Eukaryota, Viridiplantae, Streptophyta, Magnoliopsida, Brassicales, Brassicaceae.